Molecule: messenger RNA, 1704 nt
Organism: Exophiala aquamarina CBS 119918
Lineage: Eukaryota; Fungi; Ascomycota; Eurotiomycetes; Chaetothyriales; Herpotrichiellaceae
Exons: 6
Coding region: 1-1704 (567 amino acids)
Source: RefSeq, a predicted model, not a curated record
AUGGGUGACGCAGGAUAUGUUGUCGAGCAGCAAUGGCAUUCCCAACCACGCAAUAUCCGUGUAGUCUGUGUGGGGGCAGGGGCGGCCGGGGUGAUGGUUGCGUAUAAGUUGAAACGGAACUGCGAGAAUUUUGACUUGGCCAUCUAUGAUAAAAAUCCCGAAAUUGGUGGAACUUGGUAUGAAAAUCGAUACCCAGGCUGUGCUUGUGACGUGCCGGCACAUGUCUAUACAUAUCCCUUUGAGCCGAAUCCGAACUGGUCGAAGUUCUAUGCUGGGUCGGCCGAAAUCCAACAGUACUUCAUCAAUUUCGUAGACAAGUAUGAACUCAAUCAGUACAUCCACCUCAACCACACCAUACGUUCAGCCCGAUGGAUUGAAGACAAAGGCAUCUACGAAGUGGAGAUUGAAACCCAGGGUGGAACUAUCACAGAUUGGGGUCAUCUCCUCAUCAACGCUACCGGAACAUUGAACAAGUGGAAGUGGCCAGAUAUUCCAGGUCUCCAUGAUUUCAAAGGAAUCCUGGUCCAUAGUGCGAGUUGGGAUCCCAAUAUCUCCUGCCGCAACAUGAAAGUUGCGGUGAUCGGGACAGGUUCUUCUGCCAUUCAGAUAAUCCCUCAGAUUCAACCAUCCGCCAGCCACAUCACUACAUUCAUGCGAUCCGUGACGUGGAUAUCACCACCCAUAGCAGAGGACAUGCUCAAGGACAGAAAUCCCGAAGCUGAGACUCUUGACGCAGACGAUCGGCCACAGCACCGGUAUACGGAGGAAGAGAUCCGACGAUUUAAUGAAAACCCCAAAGAGUUUCUCGCCUAUCGUAAAGAACUCGAAUCUAGGUUCAACAUCAUGUUUGACGUCUUUAUCGCCGGCUCGGAGGUAUCAAAACAGGCUCAGCAGACAAUGAGAAAGGAAAUGCUUCGCCGCAUUGGGACUGGCAACGACGACCUUAAGCAACACUUGAUUCCUUCCUGGCCACCUGGGUGUCGCCGGAUGACACCCGGCGAAGGAUACUUGGAAGCCCUGACCAAGCAGAACGUUACUCGAGUGUACGACGAGAUCGCAAAGGUCACACCGCAGGGACUCGUGGACGCUACAGGAAGACUGCACGAAGUAGACAUAAUAGUAGCUGCGACGGGAUUCGACGUCACGUUCAAGCCGUCCUUCCAAAUUUUGGGCGUGGAUGGUGUCUCCAUGGAGGCAGAAUUCGAGCGGACGGGAAUCCCCAGUGUCUACUUGUCCAUGACAGUUCCAAAGUUCCCAAAUUACUUCACCAUCAACGGGUUUAGAGGAAGCUGGGCGACCGGCACGGCUUUGAACUCGCACGAGGCGUGUGUCAACUACAUUGUUCAGUGCCUCAACCGCAUCCAAAACGAGGAUAUCCGGGCGUUGGAGGUGAGGCCAGAGCCCGUCGAAGAUCUCUAUCAACACACAGAUGAAUGGCAUAAAUGCUCGGUCUGGAAUGCCGAAUGCAAGAGCUGGUAUAAAAGUAGCACUCCAGAACGUAAGCUGAUCAUAUGGGCGGGCUCGAAUCUGCAUUUUCUCAAGAGCUUAGAAUUCGUCCGGUGGGAACACUAUAAAUUCCGGUACAACACCAGGAACAUGUGGGCAUUUCUGGGCAACGGCCGAGUGAAGGCUGAAAUUACCAAGGAUGUAGCAAAGCUCACACCAUAUAUUCGAAAUUCUGAUGAGCCAUGGAGCAUCGAGUAG